AUGUAGGGGGAUUCUGAUGAAGAUGCAGAGCCCAGUGGUCUCUUCCAUAAUUCUCUUUCUUUAAACCCCUUCAUCCCAGUCAGACAUUUGUAUGGAUAUGACUGUGGCUCUCAUUUGUCAGAAAUAGCCACUGAGUUCUGUACCCAUCGCAGCACAGUUCCCAAAUCAGUCAUCCUUGUCACCCUUACUGAAUCCCUCCACUGGCCACACCAGGACGGUGGAAAAAAAAAACCCAGGCGGUGCCUUUUGUUGCUGAGAAAAAACUUUUGAUCAGCAGAGAAAAUGGACUUCCCUUCAGAUGAGUGAGCAGAAAAAAGAACCAACACUUCUUUUGAUUUGCUCAGGAAAAUGCCCACAUUUGGAUUCAGUGCCAGCAUACAGCACUUGCUUGUUGACACAAUAGAACCGCCGAUUAACCUAUGUGUUCUCCCCUAAAUUCCCGUCCGUAAUGUGGUCCCACUCUGGGCACCUAAGUGGUUAAGUUCUCCAUAGACACUGCACAUAAUUAUUUGCCUUUGUGCCUUCUGCCCAAGGAGAUCUCAUCUUGUAGGAAACUUCUUACUGAAUGGGUUUGUGCGUAAAACCCAGCAUGGUUCGUCUUACUGAGCCUUCUCAUUAAAAUUGGGCUUAUUUAUUGUGUGCAUUCAUUCACCUUUAUUUUCCAUGUUUAAAUCUGGUUGCAGUGAACUUGGAAAUGCAAUGUAUAUGUCUAUUCCUGAGAGCUAGGCCUCUAUUCAUCGGCUCUAUUUUCCAGCAACAUAAAUGGAUCAGAACCAUUCACUAGACUGUACUACUUGUCAUUGUCAUUCAAUGAUUCCGUGUUUUAGCAAUAUGAAAAACCAUUACUUAAAACAAAGAAUCCCCGAUUGAUUGUAUUGAGAGGGUAUUUUGCAUAUAGCCCAGUCCAGGUUGGGUUUCAUUCAUACAGAAAUUGACUUCUGCACAAAAGCCUUUUCUUAAAGCCAUGUAUGAAAAGCUGCAACUGCUCUGGAUUUCUCUGCAGUGUAAAUACACUUCCCUGCUAAAUUCAUUUGCACCUACCAGGCUUUUAUAUUGUUUUCUUCCAACCCACUGUAGCCUUUGCUGCCACAUAACGCUUCUGUAUAGCACAAUGUUUUAGGGAUUAGCUGGAUAUUAGGUAAAUAUAUAUAUAGCAGAUGAUAGACUGACAGAUAAUAUAGAAAACCCAACAGAUAGAUACAUAGAUUAUGAUGUUAGAUCGAUGGAUAUAUAGAUAGAUAGAUGAUAGAUAGAUGAUAGAUAGAUAGAUAGAUAGAUAAAUAGAUAGAUAGAUAGAUAGAUAGAUAGAUAGAUAGUGGAUCAGUGUACAGGAAUCAGUUGAGAAUAUAUAGCUGGGUGAGUGUGGGCUGCACUUAUUAAUAUGGAAGGAUGUAGAAUUGUACAACUGCAUUAGAAUAAUCAGUAGGUGACCGAUUCUGCAUCCACACAUGAUGCAUUUAAUCCUGUUGGCCAGAUAAGGAAUGUAAUGUGCUGGGGGUGUAUAUCUGAAACAUUGUUGCAUUUGUGCAUUUGUGUCCGCUGGAAAAGUUGACAAAGGGAUAGCUGGGGAAUGUGGCUAAAUUUACAGAGUGACUGUAAAAAAAAAAAAAUGGAAAAAAGUUGUGGGUAGUGGAAGUUAUCAAGUGGGAUUUGCGGCGCUCUCUGCAGGGAACGAAAGCUGUUCUAGUUCAAAGCCACAUGAACCGACGUGACAAUAUAAGCCAUUAAAAUAUCAUCCUGACGGCUCAUUUCUGCUUCAUCCUACUUUCCCUAACUGCUUUCAGAAGGGCACAAAAGAAAGAAAUGAGUGAUGAUCGCGCAGGAGCAGCCCUCGAGUCGUAGGAAGAUGUGAAGCUGAUGGUGCAACAGGUGCAGCAGCGGCCCCGCUGAGAGUGUGCGCCAAGUGAGCCCUGACACAUAUAGGAGAAGCCUGCAGAAUGGGCUACUGGACUUUGCAUGUAAUGAGGACAACAUUGGGACUGAGUAAAAACACCAUGAAUAAAGCAAGUAGCUACCCUGGGCACCAUGGGCACCACACGGAAGCUGGAAACCAUCCCUACUUCUCUGGAGCUCCUGAGCAAGCGUCCCAUGCCACCCCAGGUGGCCAGCCUCUGAACGGCCAGAUAAGACUGGGGCUACCUGGAGAUAUGUACACCAGGUCUGAUCACUUCACUCAGCCAGUGACUAGGACAGAUCAUUUUGCCUCUCCUUCUCUACACAGCUACUGUGGCAUGAACCUCAACAUGAACAUCACUCCUCACCACCACGGCCCUGGUGCCUUCUUCCGUUACAUGAGGCAGGCUAUCAAGCAAGAGCUCAUCUGCAAGUGGAUAGAAGAAGAACAUCACCCCAAAAAACUCUGCUCCAAAACUUUCAGCACCAUGCAUGAGCUGGUCACCCAUGUCACAGUGGAGCACGUCGGGGGCCCAGAGCAGUCCAACCACAUCUGCUUCUGGGAGGAAUGUCCAAGAGAAGGGAAACCUUUCAAGGCUAAAUACAAACUGGUCAAUCACAUCAGAGUGCACACAGGUGAAAAGCCUUUCCCUUGCCCCUUCCCUGGAUGUGGCAAAGUGUUUGCAAGAUCGGAAAAUCUCAAGAUCCACAAAAGAACUCACACAGGCGAGAAACCGUUCAAAUGUGAGUUUGAAGGCUGCGACAGACGCUUUGCCAACAGCAGCGACAGGAAAAAGCACUCUCACGUCCACACCAGCGACAAACCCUACAACUGCAAAGUGAGAGGCUGCGACAAGUCGUACACGCACCCCAGCUCCUUGAGGAAACAUAUGAAAGUGCACUGCAAAUCCCCACCUCCCAGCUCAGGCUACGAAUCCUCCAUUCCUUCCCUAGUGUCUCCCUCGUCAGACUCAGGGCAGGACCCUGGGGCCACGUCCUCUCAACCCGAGCCGCCGCCAUCGUCGCAGGGAGCCAACCUGAGCGAAUGGUACGUGUGCCAGGGCACAGCGGCCAGCGGCAUCCCCACUCCGCCCAGCAACACUCCCUCACCUGAGCACAGGAAGCCGCCCUACAGCAACUGGGAAGCCAGAGCCACUUUCUGAAGUUCAGGGCCACAGGCGCUUCCCUUGCACCGACUCAUCACUGACUCACGGACCAAUGUGAAUGGCUAGCAUCCAGGCGCAAGGGAUACAGUGUAGGAUAAACGAUAUCUGCUGUGUUUAAAGUGGAAGUCUUGACUUCUUUGGGUCUCUUUUUUUAAUUAUUUUUAUUUAAUAAAAGCACAAACAGGUGUCUCCCCACUCCUUGCUGAUUCUGCAUAUUGUUCAACAACAAACCAAAGUGUUUUGUUAAGAAUGUGUGUGUUGGCAAGAUAAAUUGCCCAAGGCUCACACUCUCCCGUUGCCCUCUGCUAGCCAAUGGCUCUGCUGUUUUAUAAAGCUCUUUUUGUUACUGCUUUGUAUAAAAAUCCACUUUUCUCAGUGACUACUGCCGAUCAUACUGCAUAUCAAGGUCAUCCCAAGGGGACUGUUUGUUGGGAAAGGAACGAUCCCGAGUUUAGGGUGGCCUUGCAGCUCAUACUAUGAAGUCUGUUUGUUGCAGGAUUGUGCGAUUGUCGUUGUACAGUUACAGGCAAAGAUUCAGCUUGUAUGUGACAUGUUUCCAUGUUAAAGAUACAAUGUGGACGGUGAAUUCUUCAUGUUGUGUAAAUAAAUUUUUUAUUAUUAUUGUGGAAA
Messenger RNA from Xenopus tropicalis (tropical clawed frog), 3689 nucleotides. It is a transcript of the gene zic4, whose product is annotated as Zic family member 4. NCBI's taxonomy places the organism in Eukaryota, Metazoa, Chordata, Amphibia, Anura, Pipidae. Gene Ontology annotation, molecular function: RNA polymerase II transcription regulatory region sequence-specific DNA binding. Bases 1938 to 3056 code for a protein of 372 amino acids. Gene Ontology annotation, cellular component: nucleus. The record is from RefSeq and is a predicted model, not a curated record. Gene Ontology annotation, biological process: neural crest formation. The transcript is spliced from 5 exons.